AUGGCUUCAAUUCUUCGGUUUAGAAAGCUAUGUUAUGUGGAGCCUGUGAAAUAUCGAUGUUUUAAGCCCCAAAAAUUUGACAAGAAAAAAGAAACUGUUGCCACUGAGGCCCAAACUGCCUUAGAAAACAAUAAGGAGAGGAGUAAAUUACAACCAAAGGAAUGGAGGUGUAUAGACUCUUGUUGUUGGAUAAUUGGGUACAUGUGCACUACUUGGUGGCUUCUCUUAGUCUUGUUUAACUGUUUGCCAGCCACAUUGCCUGGCUUUCAGGUCCCUGAGUCACCUGGAACAAGACUUAAACGUGAAGGCUUGACAGCUCUUCAUCCAGUUAUUUUGAUGCCUGGCAUUGUCACUGGAGGGCUAGAGCUGUGGGAGGGCAAGCCUUGUGCAGAAGGUCUUUUUCGAAAGCGACUUUGGGGUGGUAGCUUCACUGAGGUAUUCAAAAGGCCUUUGUGUUUGUUGGAGCAUUUGUCUUUGCACAAUGAGACUGGUCUUGACCCUCCAGACAUUCGACUACGUGCAGUGCCAGGGCUGGUUGCAGCUGACUAUUUUGCUCCAGGGUACUUUGUUUGGGCCGUUCUCAUUGAGAAUUUGGCAAAAAUUGGUUAUGAAGAUAAGAAUAUGCACAUGGCAGCAUAUGAUUGGAGACUUUCUUUCCAAAAUACAGAGAUUCGGGACCAGACACUUAGUAGAUUGAAGAGUCAAAUAGAGCUUAUGUAUGUAACAAAUGGCUAUAAGAAAGUGGUAGUGGUGCCCCAUUCCAUGGGGGUUAUCUAUUUUCUUCACUUCCUUAAAUGGGUUGAAACACCUCGUCCAAUGGGAGGCGAUGGUGGUCCAGGUUGGUGUGCAAAGCACAUAAAGGCAAUCAUGAAUAUCGGUCCAGCAUUUCUUGGUGUUCCAAAGGCAGUCAGUAUUCUGUUCUCUGCCGAAGCCAAAGAUGUGGCAUCUAUCAGAGCUAUGGAUCCAGGUUUUUUGGAUUCUGAGAUUCUCGGACUUCAAACCUUGGAGCAUGUCAUGCGGGUGAGUCGAACAUGGGAUUCUAUCGCGUCAUUGUUACCUAAAGGAGGAGAGACUAUCUGGGGUAAUUUGGAUUGGUCUCCUGAAGAAGGGCAUGCUUGUGAUUUAUCAAAGAAAAGAUACCUGCAAGCUUCUGUAGGUGACAAGGAAACGAAUGGCAGUGAUGUGAAGAUGGGUUUUCAUGUGAAAGAAUCAGACAAAUAUGGAAGAAUCAUUUCUUUUGGAAAGGAAACAUUGAAAUUAUUAUCCUCACAGCUUCCCUCUGUUGAUACAAAGGAAUUUUUGGGCACAAGAACCAACAAGAACACUAACUCAUCAUGUGGAGGAGAGGUUUGGACUGAAUAUGAUAAGAUGAGUAGGGACAGCAUCCGAAAGAUUGCAGAAAAUAAACCUUAUACAGCCAAAACUGUUCUUGAUUUACUCCGCUUCGUGGCACCGAAAAUGAUGCAACGUGUUGAGAGUCAUUUAUCUCAUGGGAUAGCAGACAAUCUUGAUGAUCCUAAAUAUGCUCAUUACAAGUACUGGUCUAACCCUCUAGAGACCAAAUUACCUGAUGCACCAGAUAUGGAGAUAUUCUGCUCAUAUGGUGUUGGAAUCCCUACCGAAAGAUCAUAUGUAUACAAGCUAUCACCAACGGAUAGGUGCAAGAGCAUUCCAUUCCGGAUUGAUAGCUCAGUUGAUGGAGAUAAGGACAGUUGCUUGAGGGGUGGAGUAUACUUAACAGAUGGUGAUGAGAGUGUGCCAGUUAUAAGUGCUGGCUUCAUGUGUGCAAAGGGGUGGAGAGGAAGAACCCGGUUCAAUCCAUCUGGCAGCGCUACGUACAUAAGAGAGUAUCGGCACAAGGCACCAGCUAGCCUCCUUGAAGGAAGGGGUGUGGAGAGUGGAGCACAUGUGGACAUCAUGGGAAAUUUUGCUUUUAUUGAAGAUGUACUUAGAGUUGCCACUGGAGCCACUGGUGCCGAAAUUGGGGGUGAUAAGGUUUAUUCAGAUAUCUUCAGAAUGGCUGAUAGAAUAAAUCUUCGGCUAUGA
This is a messenger RNA of Dovyalis caffra, 2046 nucleotides long. Lineage: Eukaryota; Viridiplantae; Streptophyta; Magnoliopsida; Malpighiales; Salicaceae. The record is from the annotation of a GenBank genome assembly.